This is a messenger RNA of Necator americanus (New World hookworm), 309 nucleotides long. RefSeq lists its product as uncharacterized. NCBI's taxonomy places the organism in Eukaryota, Metazoa, Nematoda, Chromadorea, Rhabditida, Ancylostomatidae. The record is from RefSeq and is a predicted model, not a curated record. Bases 1 to 309 code for a protein of 102 amino acids. The transcript has a single exon.
AUGAUCGAAAUCUGGCAGCGGUAUUCGAAGCCAAUGCAAUUAGCGUUUCUGGACUUUGAUGACACUUUCGACUGUCCUCACCGAGGCCGUCUUCUCAAAGCGCUCCGCGCCGAUGGAGUACCAGGAAAGUUCGUUCGCUCGCUUGAUGACAUGAAUCAGCCAACAAUUGCUGCAGUUAUAACACCAGCCGGAUGUACGACACUGUUUAAGGUGGUAGCUGGAGUAAGACAAAUUACCCUUGGGCUAAAGUAUGCCACAAUGAAGUUCUCUAUGCAGAAAUUGAUGUGGUAUCCGGCGGAUGACACGUAG